CUUUUUUCCUCUGAGCCAACGGGUAAAGAUACGUUGUUCUCCGGGCUGGAGGUCAGGAGGCCUUUGUGAAUGUCAUCUGCCCCGCUUUUUUGGUGCAGAAAGGGCCUCUUUGUUGCUACUUCUACUGCUUCGUCCGCUGCACCACGGCCGCCCUCUUGUUGUCCCUUCUCUCAAGCCGCUCUACGCGCCUAUCACUCGUCUUCGAUCUCCCUUGUCUCCUCCCGAAUUCCGUAUACUAUCCGGUCCUCCGCCGCUCAUCUAGCUGUUGUGUCGAGCGCUACAACUCUUCUCUCUGACCCUCCAGUGACGCAGCUGCGUAAGGAUCUCGCGCGGCAGCCAGCCUCACAGCCAGCCGGCGACUCUUCUCUCCAGGCUUCUGCUUUUGUCAGACAAUUUUCUGCACUUGUUCCGUGCUUUGAUUCUCGCUCCCGUCAUAGCUGUCUCUUCUCUGGAGCCUCUCCCACAUAUUCGGCCAUGGACAUGAACGGUACAAAGCGGAAACGCAGUUCUGUUGCCUCUGCCUCGGAGCGUCCGGUGAAACAUGUCAGACCCGAGGAUUCUGCGGCGCAUAUACCAGAGGAUGCGGCAACGUCAAAUGGAGCUGACUACGAUCUAGAGGGCAAUGAAGACGCAGGCUGUCUGUUGCCUGUUGGCACCACCUCCGACUCACCUGAGUGGCAGGCCACUCUGGAGACCGUGGUGAAGAGUGUGGUGUCUAUCCAUUUUUGUCAGACCUGCUCCUUUGACACGGAUUUGUCCAUGUGCAGUCAGGCUACAGGUUUCGUGGUUGACGCGGAGCGGGGCUAUAUCUUGACGAAUCGUCAUGUCGUCUGCGCCGGCCCGUUUUGGGGUUAUUGUGUUUUUGAUAAUCAUGAGGAAUGUGAUGUCCGCCCCGUGUACCGAGAUCCCGUGCACGACUUUGGCUUCCUCAAGUUUGAUCCUGCGGCCAUUCGGUACAUGAAAUUGACCGAACUCAAACUCCAACCGGAUGCUGCUCGUGUGGGCACCGAAAUUCGAGUGGUAGGUAACGAUGCUGGAGAGAAACUGAGCAUUUUGUCGGGUGUAAUCAGUAGGCUAGACAGGAAUGCACCAGAGUACGGCGACGGAUAUAGCGACUUCAACACGAAUUACAUCCAAGCCGCUGCAGCAGCCAGUGGUGGCAGUUCGGGAAGUCCUGUGGUCAAUGUUGGAGGUUAUGCGAUUGCUCUCCAGGCUGGCGGCCGAGCUGAUGGCGCUGCUACGGAUUACUUCUUACCUCUGGACCGCCCUCUUCGAGCAUUAGAUUGUAUCCGCCGGGGCGAACCAGUUACCCGGGGCACCAUACAGACCCAGUGGUUACUGAAACCAUUUGACGAAUGUCGCCGUCUUGGACUGACACCGGAAUGGGAGGCGACCGUUCGCGAGAAAGCCCCCAAGGAGACCGGUUUGCUUGUGGCCGACAUCAUCCUUCCAGAAGGACCCGCUGAUGGAAAGCUGCAAGAAGGGGAUGUCCUUCUGCAGGUUAAUGGGGAACUGCUUACGCAAUUUGUGAGGCUAGACGAUAUCCUCGACUCAAGUGUUGGGCAGACUGUUCGACUACUGGUCCUAAGAGGAGGUCAAGACGUUGAGGUCGAUUGCCAGGUGGGUGACCUUCAUGCCAUUACUCCAGAUCGCUUUGUUAUGGUGGCCGGGGGAACAUUCCACAAUCUGUCAUAUCAGCAGGCCAGGUUGUAUGCCAUCGCCACGCGUGGUGUUUACCUCUGCGAGGCUGCCGGCUCAUUCAAACUGGAAAACACAAUCUCUGGGUGGAUCAUCGAUACGGUCGAUAAACGGCCGACUCGGGAUCUAGAUGAAUUCGUCGAAGUGAUGAAGACGAUACCUGAUCGCUCUAGGAUCGUAGUUACAUACCGACAUAUCAGGGAUCUUCACACCCGAGGCACUAGCAUUGUAUAUAUCGAUCGCCACUGGCAUUCAAAGAUGCGCUUGGCCGUCCGGAAUGACGACACCGGUCUUUGGGACUUUUCUGAUAUUGGUGAACCCAUCCGGGCCGAACCCCCGGUUCCCAGGAAGGCCGAUUUCAUUCAACUAGACGGUGUGAGCCAGCCCGCCGCCGCGGAAAUUGUUCGCAGCUUUGUACGGGUAUCUUGUAUCAUGCCGUUGAAGCUCGAUGGAUUUCCGCAAGCAAAGAAGACUGGUUUUGGCUUAGUGAUCAAUGCUGAAAGAGGUCUGGUUAUCGUGUCAAGAGCGAUUGUGCCUUACGACCUGUGCGAUAUUAGCGUUACUGUGGCCGACUCGGUGAUUGUGGAUGCCAAGGUCGUGUUCAUGCAUCCCCUCCAGAACUACACCAUCAUUCAGUAUGACUCCAGUCUCGUGCAGGCUCCGGUCAAGAGCGCCAGGCUUAGUACGGAAACCAUUAAGCAGGGACAAGAUACCCUUUUUGUCGGGUUCAACCAGAAUCUCCGGAUAGUGGUGGCCAAGACCGCCGUCACUGAUAUCACCACGGUGUCUAUUCCAGCAAACGCUGCGGCGCCACGAUACCGUGCAAUCAAUCUGGAUGCCAUCACCGUGGAUACUGGGCUUAGUGGACAGUGUACGAAUGGUGUUCUGAUCGGCGAGGACGGUAUCGUACAAGCUCUAUGGCUGAACUAUCUUGGUGAGCGAACCGCAAGCGGUCACAAGGAUAUCGAGUACCAUCUCGGCUUUGCUACUCCAUCACUGCUGCCUGUAGUCUCCAAAAUCCAGGAAGGGAUCAUCCCUAAUCUGCGGAUUCUGAACUUGGAGAGCUACGUUGUCCAGAUGAGCCAGGCUCGGAUCAUGGGCGUGUCGGAUGAGUGGAUCCAGAAGGUAGCUGAGGCUAAUCCGUCACGGCACCAGCUCUUCAUGGUACGGAAAGUCGAUUGUCCACCGCCAUCCUUUACGUCUGAGGUAGACGGUCUGAAGGACGGCGAUAUUAUCCUAACCCUGGACGGUCAGCUUAUCACCCGCGUCUCUGAGCUGGACGUUAUGUAUGAGAAGGAGAUGCUUGAUGCGCUGAUUGUGCGUAACGGGCAGGAGAUGCGCGUCCAGGUGCCAACGGUACCUACUGAGGAUUUGGAGACGGACCAUGCAGUUGUUUUCUGCGGUGCAGUGUUGCAAAAACCGCAUCACGCCGUCAGGCAGCAAAUUUCCAAACUCCACAGCGAGGUCUACGUUAGCGCUAGGGGACGCGGAUCACCUGCCUACCAGUACGGGUUGUCACCAACCAACUUUAUCACUGCAGUAAAUGGCGUUUCCACGCCUGAUCUUAGUAGCUUUGUGAAAGAAGUCAGCAAGAUCCCUGACAACACAUACUUCCGAUUGCGCGCCGUCACAUUUGACAACGUGCCAUGGGUUGUAACAAUGAAAAAGAAUGAUCACUACUUCCCCAUGUCAGAAUACAUCAAGGACCCAUCAACACCCGCAGGAUGGAGAACGAUCUCCUAUGAUAAGGCCGGGUCUGCAUCGGACGGCGUUCCUGACCCCGACGCGAUGCAGGAGGGUUACGAGGGCGGAAGCGAUAUCGAGCCGGACCUGGAUGAUUAAAGAUAGACACUAGACAGUGCCGACUUCUUGUUAUUAUUACUGAUACGACUUGCGUUGUACUUUAUGACAAUGGAAAUAAAAAUGUGGAUGGGAUAUGGUAAGAUAGGAUAAGAUAAGAUAGAAUAUAGAGCAUCCAUUAUCUAGACCUGCAUUUACCAUUCAUCGAGUGCGUUUCUG
Molecule: messenger RNA, 3717 nt
Organism: Monascus purpureus
Lineage: Eukaryota; Fungi; Ascomycota; Eurotiomycetes; Eurotiales; Aspergillaceae
Source: the annotation of a GenBank genome assembly